Messenger RNA from Rhineura floridana, 1364 nucleotides. It is a transcript of the gene SCGN, whose product is annotated as secretagogin, EF-hand calcium binding protein. Gene Ontology annotation, molecular function: calcium ion binding. Gene Ontology annotation, cellular component: cytosol; dendrite; synapse. The transcript is spliced from 11 exons. The record is from RefSeq and is a predicted model, not a curated record. Lineage: Eukaryota; Metazoa; Chordata; Lepidosauria; Squamata; Rhineuridae. The coding region runs from base 79 to 900 and encodes 273 amino acids. Gene Ontology annotation, biological process: regulation of presynaptic cytosolic calcium ion concentration; regulation of long-term synaptic potentiation.
AACGCCUUGCAGCUCCCUCUGCCUUGAAAGCCCCGCUCCCUAAACUUUGCCCAGCGCGGUCUCGCAGUUGUCAGCACCAUGGACAGCGAUCCUCUCCGGUGUCUUGAUGCGGCGGGCUUUCUGAGCCUCUGGCAACGCUUCGACGCCGACGACAAUGGUUACAUAGAAGGGAAGGAGCUUGAUAAUUUUUUCCAUCAUCUGUUAAAGACAUUGGGCAGCGAAAGCACCAUAACGGAAGAAAAGGUUCAGAAAGUGAAAAAGCAAUUGAUGUCGGCUUAUGACGUAACUGCAGAUGGACGCUUACAAAUACAAGAGCUUGCAAAUAUGAUCUUGUCGGAGGAUGAGAACUUUCUGCUGCUUUUCCGAAGAGAAACGCCUUUGGACAACAGUGUGGAGUUCAUGCAGAUCUGGCGUCAAUACGAUGCUGAUAGCAGCGGUUUUAUUUCAGCUGGUGAACUCAGAAACUUUCUGCAAGAUCUUUUUCGGGAACAUGGAAAAAACAUUUCCAAGGCAAAGCUGCAAGAAUACACUGAUACCAUGAUGAAGCUCUUUGACAGAAAUAAAGAUGGACGACUGGAUCUGAAUGACCUAGCAAGGAUUCUGGCUCUUCAGGAAAAUUUUCUCCUUCAGUUUAAAAUGGAUGCUUGCAGUACAGAAGAAAGGAAGAGAGAUUUUGAGAAAAUCUUUGCACACUAUGAUGUUAGUAAGACAGGAGCACUUGAAGGCCCAGAAGUGGAUGGGUUUGUAAAGGAUAUGAUGGAACUUGUCAAGCCCAGCAUUAGUGGCACUGACCUGGACAAGUUCCGCCAGAUACUGCUUCGCCAUUGUGAUGUGAACAAGGAUGGGAAAAUUCAAAAAUCUGAACUUGCCUUGUGUCUUGGCAUUAAAAUUACCCCAUAGACCUGAAUGUGCUUCUCCUAUGGCUUGCCAGUUAUUGUCUUUUGUGAGAGCCUGCUGGUAGAACAUUUUCAAUGCUGUGUUAAUAAUCUCUGUUAAACUGAACGUUGAAGACAGGGGCAACUCGCAGUGUGGAUACGAAUAUUCAUUUGCAAGGCUGCAACCAGACAUUACAUGUGAUGCACAGUAACUACUUACAAAGGAGAUCUUAUCUGUGGGGUUUCCUACAAUUUUUGAAAAACAUAUUUGUAUCUACAGACUAACCAGCCUAUUAGAAGGUUAUGUGGUCAUUGUGUCAGGACUGCUGCUACCUAACAUUAUAUUUUAUUGCAUUCUGCUCUCUACGCUAUAUCCCUGAAUCUAUUGCCUGUUGGUUCCUUUUCAGUAGUUCAUGUUGGUGGCAACUGUGUGAUUUAUGAAACUCACUAUCUUUUUUUUUAAAGACACACAAGCUUGAUGGUAUUGGA